Messenger RNA from Phaeodactylum tricornutum CCAP 1055/1, 1650 nucleotides. RefSeq lists its product with no specific name. The record is from RefSeq and is a predicted model, not a curated record. The transcript has a single exon. NCBI's taxonomy places the organism in Eukaryota, Bacillariophyta, Bacillariophyceae, Surirellales, Neidiaceae. Bases 1 to 1650 code for a protein of 549 amino acids.
AUGAAUACCGACCACAGCAUCCAAGGGUCGUUGCGCCCUUCCCAUUCGCAGCGGAGGAUGAAUGUACAGUCUCCCCGGGCAACGAACCAGCGAAAUCUCGGUAUUGGUUCCUCCUCAAACAAUGAAAAAGUCGACGUUGGCGCGAAAAUCUCUGUUGUGAAUACUCGCGUCAAAGCCAAUGAUUCGUUGGCUGUCCCCUUCCCUACUUCUUCUUUGGUCGACAUUGUGCAUAAGCCACACAAUUCCGAGACCGUUGUAGAGUGCCGCGGUGGUCUCACUGAUAAAAAACCUGACUCGCAGAAUGCCUACAGUGAACGCCAAGCGAUGACGAACGAUGAAUACCACGCCCAAUCCAGUCAACGCAGCCCGGCUGCUAUUCCAGCACAUCAGAGUAUCGCGGGUACGCACACAGCUGAAAAUUCGGUUUCCAAGCAUCCGGGGUUGAAUCAUCUUGCUCCUUAUUCCGCCGUCCCCGCUCCCACUCCUCCGGCAACGCCAACUCGUCCAGCUACGGGCCUGUUCCGUCCGCACGCACGUGGCAAACAGUUCACUCCUGAUGGCUUGCGUAUCUUACACGCACAAAAUGGCACGCCAACGAAAGUAUGCAGUCCUCGCGGUGGCUUUCAAUUCAAGCCCGAUGAGCGCGCGGAUCGUUGCAUUACGCGUGCUAGCCGUGCGCUCUAUCUCAAGCAAGUACAAGAGGAACGCCCGAUGAUAGAGUCAUCGACCCCACAAAGUUCCCAACAUGUCUUCGAGCCGCCAUCUUCCCAAACGAUCGAUUCCGUUUCGAACGAGAUGAAAGCAUCCGCGCUUUGCACCGGUAUAGCAUCCUCGAUCACUGCCGAAGCCCGGAUCGAAAAACCAGCGUCAAAUUUUGAUCAAAUAUGUCCACUGGUAAAUUCGGCUUCAUCAAAUUCUGUGAUGAACAAGAUGCCUGGUGCUGGUAUUUUGUCAUCUGAUUCGCUGGUCAACUCAUCCCCAUGGUGCUUUGUCUCUGCUAAGUCGGGAAUCAAUUCUUCUCAGAACGAGCCCAAAGCCAAGCCAAGCAAUCCAUUCUGGAGUACAGCUCCCUUUUGUGGGUUUCCCAAUCCACAGGAAAUGAGCCGUUAUCGCAUUACUACGAUGGCGGACGAUCAGUUCCGUUCUGGAAACGCUGCUUUUCCAAUCGAAUUUGGAUGUGAUCGACAAGAUCUCGUUUCCACCACCAAGGCGGAACCAUCUGCUUCCCUGGAGAAAAAGGGGUGCAAACGUAAGCGUCAGGUCAUGUCGCCUAAGAAAACAGUCUCGGUCAAGACCGGCAAAUCUGACGCUGUAUACGUGCGACACACGAAUAUGGACGUUCUCCUAGGUCGUGGCGGCACUACCAACGUUCACGUCGGAAAUCAGCGCUUUUUGUCGGCUCGCGAUGUGACACGCCCGCGCUACCAACGUAUGAAGAGGACCGACAAGGCGCUCGUUGCUCAGGAGUUGGUCGACACGGUGCACGCUUGGGGAGGUCGGUUCCUAAAAAAAGCGAGGGCACAGCAAUCCGAUUUGUGGGUCGAAGUCGACAUUGCUUCGGCUAGGAGAAAGGCGUCUCAAGCUCUUCGUGAAAAGAUCCUUGAAAAGAUCACUAUAACACAACGCAAACCACAGCAAGAAAAUACUUGA